Molecule: messenger RNA, 787 nt
Organism: Chrysoperla carnea
Lineage: Eukaryota; Metazoa; Arthropoda; Insecta; Neuroptera; Chrysopidae
Product: hsp70-Hsp90 organizing protein 3-like
Exons: 6
Coding region: 13-744 (243 amino acids)
Molecular function (GO): Hsp90 protein binding
Source: RefSeq, a predicted model, not a curated record
UAAAAAUAAAUAAUGGAUUCUUCAAACGAGAAAUCAGUAUCAUUUUUAAAAGAACAAGGCAAUGCCUGUGUUAAAGACAAUAAAUUUGAAGAGGCAGUGUUACAUUAUUCGCAUGCCAUUAAAAUUGAACCUGAUAAUUAUUCUUUGUACAGCAAUAGAUCGUAUGCAUUCUUAAAAAUACAACAAUAUAGUUUAGCGAUGGAAGAUGCUCUAACUACGAUCAGACUUAAUCAAAACUGGGCGAAGGGAUACUUUCGUAAGGCAGAAGUUGAAUUAGCUACAUUCCGUUAUGAAGACGCUUAUUUAUCAUAUAAACAAGCUUUGGUGCUGCAACCUGAGGAUAAUUAUAUUUCAGAAUGUUUACGAAAAACUGGCAAUAUUAUUAAACGAGAACGAAAGGCUGAUGAACAAAUUCCUUGGGUGGGUGCAGGCGUUGGUUUAAUAUGUGGUGUUGUGAUCGUAAUAGCAGACAUGUUCACUGCCACCCCCACUCUUAAUCAUCCAUUAUUAAUGGUCAUUUUGACAAUGGCUAUAGCAAUGAUAGGUUUUGGAAUUGCAAAAUUAGGCAGAUGGUAUCAACAUUUGCAACGGGAGGAAAUGUAUAAACCAUCAUGUGACUUAUUUCCAGAGACGAACAAAAAGGAUGAAGACCAAUUACCUGACGAAUCUAGUGAACCAAUUGAAAAAAGUCCACGUUAUACAAAAGCUCAAGCACGUCAACGAUUUAAAAAAGGCAAACUUUAGAAAUGACUUUUUUUUUUUUAAUAAAAAAAAUUUCUACCAUAAU